UGAAAAACUGUGCAGAAAUGCUGAAACGCAAUGCAGAAAUGCUGAAACGCUGAAAAAUUGUGCAGAAAUGCUGAAACGCAGUGCAGAAAUGCUAAAAACGCAGUGCAGAAAUGCUGAAAAACAGUGCAGAAAUGCUGAAACGCUGUGCAGAAAUGCUGAAAACGCUGUGUAGAAAUGCUGAAAAACUGUGCAGAAAUGUAGACCAUAUCUCACCAUAUCUCCAAUAGUUCCUUUGGAGGAUCACAAGAUCUUCAAAUUAUUGAGAAGUGCUAUCCCAUGCAGAAAAGUAUAUUCUUGACGUUGACAAAUGAGCAGGGGCAACCCCCUGAUUGCAUACUAAAGGACGCAAAAAACACCAGCAAGCUAAGUUAUUCAAGUUUGCUUGGGAGCAUUAAUCCUAUGAGCAGAUCUAGAGUUUAUCAAGCUUUGGCAGAAGAAGAUAUUAAAGCUGAUGCCAAGGGCAAUGAUGUUGAUCUCAGUCUGAUAUUGAUCAAUGUGAAGCAUAUUACGAAGCUGCUAGGGGAACAAGGAAGAGAAGAAUAUAUGGUCUUGGAUCUCAAGCACAAAGUUAUCUGCUUUUUGUUGGAAAGAACAAAAUUAUGCACUAACAAUACUUGAUGGAUGUGUGGGUUCUUUUGGUAGUUGACAGCUUGGUGUUGUCGGUGUUUUGGACUUAACGAUUAGGAUUUCGCUAUCUAUUUUGAAUCUUUUUUAUAAAUAUUAUUUUAUGUGAAUGUCAGUUAUUUUUAAGGGUAUUUAUUACUUUGUAUUUA
Messenger RNA from Lycium barbarum (goji berry), 773 nucleotides. RefSeq lists its product as uncharacterized. The coding region runs from base 277 to 618 and encodes 113 amino acids. The transcript has 3 exons. NCBI's taxonomy places the organism in Eukaryota, Viridiplantae, Streptophyta, Magnoliopsida, Solanales, Solanaceae. The record is from RefSeq and is a predicted model, not a curated record.